CCUCCUCUGAAGGUUUGGACUAGGAGCAUCCACCCUUUAGGUUUGCAAGAGAAUGCAAAUGUGAGCGAUCCUAGUCACGUAGAGCAGCAAUGCAACAGUCGUGUGGUCUUGCCAUGCUCGGUGGAAGAGUAUCAAGUCGGGCAGCUUUUCUCGGUGGCUGAGGCCAGUAAAAACGAGACGGGUGGAGGAGAGGGCAUUGAAGUGCUCAAGAAUGAACCCUAUGAGAAGGAAGGCGAGAAGGGACAAUACACACACAAAAUCUACCACUUAAAGAGUAAAGUGCCAGGCUUUGUGAAGAUGAUCGCACCAGAGGGGGCAUUAGUUUUCCAUGAAAAGGCCUGGAAUGCUUAUCCAUACUGCCGCACAAUUGUGACUAACGAAUACAUGAAAGAUGACUUCAUGAUUAAAAUUGAAACCUGGCACAAACCUGACACGGGCUCUUUAGAGAAUGUACAUGAUCUGGAUCCCACCACAUGGAAGACGGUCGAAGUCGUGCAUAUCGAUAUAGCCGAUCGGUCUCACGUUGAACCUGGAGAUUAUAAACAGGAAGAGGACCCAGCAAUCUUUCAAUCAGUGAAAACAGGCCGGGGACCUUUAGGACCGGACUGGAAGAAAGAGCUCUUGGCUAAGCCGGACGCCCCUCGUAUGUGUGCGUACAAACUAGUCACCGUCAAGUUCAAGUGGUGGGGCCUGCAAACCAAAAUAGAAAACUUCAUCCACAAGCAAGAGAAGAGAAUCUUCACCAACUUCCACCGUCAGCUCUUCUGUUGGAUUGACAGCUGGGUGGAGCUCACCAUGGAGGACAUCCGCCGGAUGGAGCAGGAGACGCAGCGAGAGCUGGAGGAGCUUCGUAAAACUGGUCAGGUUCGAGGCACCAGUGCUGCUCACGAACAAUGAGGCUAAACUUCAAGAAUCCAACCACGACGACACUUGACGAAAGACAUCACCGCAUCCAACCAAACCGGCCAGUGGCGGCGCCGUCCUCCUCCACCAGCAGACCGCAGAAUGACACAGUGAUCAGUAGUACUGUACUCACACACCUGCCGACAGGGUGGACACGCAUCACGCUCGACCUGUUUUUAGAUUCACGCAGGUUGAUCCUGUGACUUUUUCCACUUUGUUAGAAACAUCAGAGUAUUGCUGUAUGGUUGUGUUACUCGAUUUCAGAAACAAAACGACUUAAUUUUGGCAGGCAUCGGACCAAUUCUUUGUGUUUUUGUUUGGUUUUAUCUGUUUGUAAUGGUUCAGAUCUUUAUUUUCUUGUCUGUGUUUAGUCUUUCCCCCAGAUGAAGCACUUCUUUUGGUUCCUUUAAAAUCCUAAUCACGUUUUAAUUAGUAGAUUGUAAUUUCGUAUCAGCGUAGUCCUGCUUUUCUAAGUAAAAUUUGUGAUGCUACUGCACGGCAUGCACCUUUGUGUAAAAACACACGUCCACCUCCCAAAACCUUUGCCACGAGUGGCUUUUGCAUGAGCUCAGGCAUGUUCUUAAGACACUUUGCGUGACGUAACCCCUCAGGACUCUUCAGGUUCUCCUCACCAAAAUCCAGACUAAUUACCAGAGCAAAUCGCCACUGCUGCUGCUGCUUUUUCUUAUUUUUCGAGUCGCUUUAGGACAAGCAAAGUGCUUUUAUAUUGCUAAUCUACCUGUAACGCUGUCAGGGUUCCCACGAUCUUGGAAAAUCCUGGAGAUAUCAGGGAAAAAUUGUGAUUUCCAGGCACGGAAAAGUCUCAGUUCAUUACAAGUGUGCAUACAUAAAGCAGUUUCCCCUCAGUAAAUUAUAAUAAAAUAAAAU
This is a messenger RNA of Sinocyclocheilus rhinocerous, 1791 nucleotides long. RefSeq names its product phosphatidylinositol transfer protein beta isoform-like. Gene Ontology annotation, cellular component: cytoplasm. NCBI's taxonomy places the organism in Eukaryota, Metazoa, Chordata, Actinopteri, Cypriniformes, Cyprinidae. The annotation marks the transcript as partial. The record is from RefSeq and is a predicted model, not a curated record. The transcript has 11 exons. Gene Ontology annotation, biological process: phospholipid transport. Gene Ontology annotation, molecular function: phosphatidylcholine binding; phosphatidylinositol transfer activity; phosphatidylcholine intramembrane carrier activity.